Cornus florida is the source of this 3786-nucleotide messenger RNA. Its product is annotated as mitogen-activated protein kinase kinase kinase YODA. Lineage: Eukaryota; Viridiplantae; Streptophyta; Magnoliopsida; Cornales; Cornaceae. The transcript is spliced from 14 exons. Gene Ontology annotation, molecular function: protein kinase activity; ATP binding. The coding region runs from base 446 to 3163 and encodes 905 amino acids. Gene Ontology annotation, biological process: protein phosphorylation. The record is from RefSeq and is a predicted model, not a curated record.
AAUUUAACGCUCGGACAUCUCUGUCUCUCUCUAUAUUCAUCUUCUAUCAUUUUCCUCCUCCCUUUUCAGCUUCUCCUCGCCGUCUCUCCCGAAUCUGACUCUCCGAGCACAAGUGAAUUCCGUGUGGUUCCUCGCGAUUUCUCUCCUGCACAUAUUGAGAAAAGAAGGGUGCUUUUAUAUGUGAACGAUUGAGUGAGGGGGUGUGGAAUAGGAGAUCUUUCAUAAAUUUCAGAUUCAAACGGGGCCUUCACGUGCACAAGUCCUUUUGGACCACCCUUAUGCUACCAUUAGUUAUGCUCUUUUUUGCGGAGUUCUGGGCAGAAUGCCGCUGUACUUAAUAUUAUGAUUUUAAACUUGCAAAUUGAUAUAAAUGUGAUACAGUUAUACAAGGAGUGGAUUUAUAGUUAAAUCAGGUUCUAAUUCCUGUCAAGUUUGUUUCAAAAUCAUGCCUUCUUGGUGGGGAAAGUCUUCAUCCAAAGAAGUAAAGAAGAAAGCAAACAAAGAAAGUUUCUUUGAUACAAUACACAGGAAACUUAAGAUUGCAUCUGAAGAAAGGUGCAACAGUAAGUCUGGAGGUUCGCGGAGGUGUUUCGCUGAUACUGUUUCAGAAAAGGGAUCUCAAUCUCGUGCAGGGUCACGCUCACCAUCGCCCUCCACACAAGUAGCACGCUGUCAGAGUUUUGCUGAAAGGUCCCUUGCCCAACCACUUCCCCUUCCUGGGGUGCCCCUUUCAGCUUUAGGGCGUACUGAUUCUGGCAUCAGUGCAUCAACAAAACCAGAAUUUGACAGAAGCUCUAGGCCAUUGCCGUUUUUGCCCCUUCCUAGACCUGGAAAUGUUCCAAACAGGCCAAAUCCUACAGAUGUUGAGGGGGAUUUAGCCACAGCUUCGGUUUCUAGUGAUAGUUCCACUGAUAGCGAUGAUCCAUCUGAAUCACGUCUUCUGAGCCCUCUGGCAUCUGACUAUGAAAACGGGAACAGAACUGCUAUGAACAGCCCUUCCAGCAUAAAGCCCAAGGAUCAAUCUCCCAUUGCCACCCAAAAGAACUCAAGAGAGAUGUUGAAGCCAGAUAACAUUUUUUUGAAUAAUCAGACUCUCCCUACAUCGCCUAAGAGGGGACCUUCGAGCAAUCAAGUGCCGAAUUUGCAGAUUCCUCGUCAUGGUGCUUUCUAUAGUGCUCCAGACAGCUCUUUGUCAAGUCCUUCUAGAAGUCCGAUGAGAAUUUUUGGUCCUGAGCUAGUCAUGAACUCGGGUUUCUCGGCAGGAAAGCCAUAUCCAGAUAUAACUUUGCUUGGGUCUGGACACUGCUCUAGUCCAGGUUCAGGUCACAAUUCUGGGCAUAAUUCAGUUGGAGGAGAUAUGUCAGGGCAGCUGUUUUGGCAUCACAGCAGGUGUAGCCCGGAAUGUUCACCAAUACCUAGCCCCAGAAUGACAAGCCCUGGGCCCAGCUCCCGAAUACAGAGUGGAGCCGUCACCCCUCUGCAUCCUCGAGCUGGUGGAGGCAACACAGAGUCGCCUACAAACUGGCCUGAUGACGGGAAGCAACAAAGCCACCGAUUGCCCCUUCCCCCAAUAACAAUUUCUAAUUCUUGUCCCUUUUCUCAUUCAUUUUCGACGUCAACAACUCCUGUAGUUCCACGAAGUCCUGGUAGGGCAGAAAAUCCAACAAGCCCUGGUUCGCGAUGGAAGAAGGGGAGACUUCUUGGCAGAGGCACAUUUGGACAUGUGUAUCUUGGUUUUAAUAGUGAAAGCGGCGAGAUGUGUGCAAUGAAAGAGGUUACACUAUUUUCAGAUGAUGCGAAGUCAAAGGAAAGUGCACAACAGUUGGGGCAAGAAAUUACACUACUAAGUCGUUUGCGACAUCAAAAUAUUGUACAGUAUUAUGGUUCUGAGACAGUAGCUGACAAGCUAUAUAUAUACCUGGAGUAUGUAUCUGGGGGUUCCAUCUACAAAAUUCUUCAAGACUAUGGCCAGUUGGGUGAAAUAGCCAUCCGUAGUUAUACUCAACAAAUUUUAUCAGGACUUGCAUACUUGCAUGCUAAAAAUACGGUCCAUAGGGACAUCAAAGGAGCAAAUAUACUUGUUGACCCCAAUGGCCGUGUGAAAUUGGCAGAUUUUGGGAUGGCAAAGCAUAUUACUGGGCAGUCUUGUCCAUUAUCAUUCAAGGGAAGUCCUUACUGGAUGGCACCUGAGGUUAUAAAUAAUUCAAAUGGUUGCAAUCUUGCUGUGGAUAUAUGGAGCCUUGGAUGCACAGUUCUGGAGAUGGCCACCACGAAACCACCUUGGAGCCAGUAUGAAGGGGUUGCUGCGUUGUUUAAGAUCGGAAACAGCAAGGAUCUUCCUGCAAUCCCUGAUACGCUCACAGAUGAUGGCAAGGACUUUGUGAGACAGUGCUUGCAGCGCAAUCCAUCACAGCGUCCUACAGCUGCUCAGCUUUUGGAGCACCGAUUUGUUAAAAAUGCUGCACCAUUAGAAAGACCCAUUCUAAGUUCUGAACCUCCAAAAACAGUACCUGCAUUUACAAAUGUAGUAAGAUCUCCUGGUAUUGGACAUACCAAAAGUCUUAUGCACUUGGACUCAGAAGGAUUGGCCAUCAAUCACUCCAGAAAUUCAAAAUUUGGUUCAGGAUUCAGUGAUGUCCAUAUGCCGAGGAACGUAUCAUGCCCGGUUUCUCCCAUUGGAAGCCCUCUCCUACAUUCACGGUCACCACAACAUAUCAGUGGAUGGAUGUCGCCCUCUCCCAUAUCCAGCCCUCGUACCACAUCUGGGACAUCCACACCUCUCACCGGUGGCAGUGGUGCCAUUCCAUUCCAUCAGUCGAAGCAGCCAAAUACCUACUUCCAUGAAGGCAUGGGAACCAUGCCAAGGUCCCCAAACAGUCUCUACCCCAGUGGUGGCACUUCCCAUCAGGACCCUAAUCCUGACCUGUUUCGAGGGAUACCACAAGCCUCUCAUGUUUUCCGGGGAAUGCAUUCAUCUGAAAAUGGUUUUCUAGCAAAUCAGUUUGGACGGCCUGUCCAUGGGGACUUGAGGGAACUAUAUGAUGGACAGACUGUGUUGGCAGAUCGUGUGUCCCAGCAGCUCUUGAGGGAUCAUGUGAAAUUGAACCCAUCGCUGGACCUUAAUCCCGACUCUUCAAUGCUAAGCCGCGCCAAUGUAAUUUAAUUUCCACGUGGAGCACCUGAUCAGAGCUGGCUCUCAGGCGUAUCUCUUCCCUCUGAUUUUAUGCAAAAGUAACUGAAAGAAGAAAAUCCAUUGCAUGAAUUACAUCUUUUUUGAAGCUGAAAUGGGAAGAAGAGAUUAUUCAAUUUUUGGCUUGGAUAGUCAUGCUCGAGAGAAUGCAGCCUCUGGAGCUCCAGAAUACGGCAGUUCCUUACAGUGAAGAUCUUUUCAGCUAGUGUAAAGAACUGUACAUUUUUAAGUUAUCAUACAUGAAAACAAAGUAUCUUGAAAAAGCUUUUACUUUUUGGAUUCGGUAAUGCUUUUUAGCUCUUCUGGCGGGUUAAGUAGGUGAAACCGCUGUAUAGAGGAGGGGUUGGGUAGUAUACUGAGUCCAGAUAUUUUUUUGGGAAAGGCAAUUUGAGGAAGUUCCAGUCUUGGCCUGUUCAAUCGGCUGGGUUGAUUAUGGAAGCUCAGUCCGAACUUUACAGGUGGUCGGCCCUGUGGAAAGUUGUUGUAUCUAAGUCUUAAUUGCAUUAAUUUGAAAAUCUGAUUUAACCAAAUGUUCUUCCCCCAAAAAUUCUUUGAAAAAGCCAAUGGUAAAGAGGGUGGAAAUAGUUGUAUGGGUA